CGACGCGCCUCGACGCGCGCGCGACGCCGCGACGUCGACGCGAGGCGCGAAUCGCGCGAUGUCGACGCGCGCGCGCGUUCGCGUCGAUUCGCGCGCGCUGAUGCGCGCGCGACGCGCGACGCGCGCGUCGAAUCCGCGCGGACGCGCGAUGAUUCGCGUCGCGUCGUCGUCGGCGUCGUCGGCGCGCGUGUGCGUCGUCGGCGCGCGCUCGCUCACGGGACGACUCAUCGCGGGCAUGCUCGCGCGCCGCGGCGGCGACGGCGUGGCGCUGGUGGUGGAGGACGCGGACUCGUACGUGCCGCGGGACAUGCCCGAGGACGUCUUCGAGCGACGGUUCGGGACGAGCGCGGCGGCGAUGAUGAAGUGCGCGCUGGUGAACGAAAACGACGACGAAGCGGUGGAGCGAGCGAUGCGGGCGAGCGACGUCGUGAUCGUGGCGCACGAGAGCGGGGCGAGGAGCGAGGCGGCGGCGGCGAGCGUGCGAAGGGGGGCGACGAAGGCGAAACGCGUCGUGGCGCUGUCGCGCGUGGGGGUGAAUCGUCGGGAUGAAAAUCCGUUCAAAGAACAGAAUCGACCGGUGCAAAAGAUGGUGAAGGUUGGACAGAUGAAUCUGCCGAUCGGAGGGGACGUGGAUGGAAGUAAGGGACUGUUGGAUUCGUACGCGGCGGCGGAGGCGACGCUCGAGCGCGGGGCGAAGGAGCUCGGAUACGCGUUGACGGUCGUGCGUUCGGGGCAAUUGCGCGGUAAUGGGCCGUUGUUGCUCGGAGAUUACAGCGCGCGGUUGGUCGAUAACAUGUACGACGUCAAGUUUCAAGAUUUGUACCUCAAAAGGGGCGAUACUUCCGAAGGCUACACGAAGCGGUUAAAUCUCGCGCAGUUCAUCGCCCACGUCAGCACGACGCGCGUGGACGACGCUCCGGACGAUGUGGAAGUAUUGAGCGUGGUGACGAAGACGAACUUCUUCGGCGAGCAAUCGCUGACGCCACCCACAGACCGCGAGCGAAGGAAAGGAUACGAUAUGGCCAAGGGAAAAGCGCCCGCCGCCAUCGACGUCGAAAUCAUCGACGCUUUGCUCGCCGAAAUUUAACGAUUUGCCGCUACUGU
Ostreococcus lucimarinus CCE9901 is the source of this 1104-nucleotide messenger RNA. RefSeq lists its product with no specific name. The transcript has a single exon. The record is from RefSeq and is a predicted model, not a curated record. Bases 149 to 1087 code for a protein of 312 amino acids. NCBI's taxonomy places the organism in Eukaryota, Viridiplantae, Chlorophyta, Mamiellophyceae, Mamiellales, Bathycoccaceae.